Molecule: messenger RNA, 906 nt
Organism: Nelumbo nucifera (sacred lotus)
Lineage: Eukaryota; Viridiplantae; Streptophyta; Magnoliopsida; Proteales; Nelumbonaceae
Source: RefSeq, a predicted model, not a curated record
AUGAGAGGCGACUUUGCCAAUCGUAACCCGAACAAGUAUUGUCACUUCCAUCGUGACAUCGGCCACGACACGGAGAGUUGUCGGAUCCUAAAGGAUGAGAUCAAGAAGUUGAUCCAUCGCGAUUACCUCAUGCAGUUUGUCAAGCGCAACGAGAGAGAUUCCCGGCCUACCAACCACUCCAGGGAAGCACCAGAAUUGAGCAGGCAACAAGAUCGUGACCAGCCACCUCAGGAUCCACCACCAAUACAUAGAGUGAUCAACAUGAUCACAGGAGGCUCUAUUUUAGUAGGGUGCAACACAACAACAGGGAAGAAUUCAGUUUUGGAGUUGGAGCAGGAGGAUGAGAACCCGUUGAAGCACCCUCGAGUGAAGGAAGUCAUCUACUUCACCGAGGAUGACGCUCGCGGGGUCCAGUAUCCACAUGAUGAUGCCCUCAUUGUCAAAAUGAUCAUUAAUGACUUUAAGGUAAAGCGGAUUUUGGUCGACUCAGGGAGCUCGACAGACAUCCUAUUCUUGGAAGCCUUUAAGAAGAUGCAGCUUGAGCGGAAGGACUUGCAGCCAACAGAUGUACCUCUCGUCGGCUUCAGUAGAGACGUGGUGAAGCCUUUAGGCAGAAUCAAGGUGCUAGUCACAGCAAGGUCAGAGCACACCUUCUUGGUGGUAGCCACCUUGUCCCCUUACAAUGCAAUUUUAGUUCGGUCCAUCUUGCAUGCACUUCGUGCAAUGGUGUCGACCUAUUACAUCUCAAUGAAAUUUUCUGAUGAGGUAUGGACUAGGGUCAUAUGGGGCAACCAGUUGGAGUCAUGGAAGUGCUACGUUGCGGCAUUGAAGGGCAAGCCAAAGCUGGCAGGUGACGUCGAGCUGGAGUCGCCCCCAAGUACACAAACGAGCGAGCCCAACCCAUGA